Molecule: messenger RNA, 339 nt
Organism: Rhincodon typus (whale shark)
Lineage: Eukaryota; Metazoa; Chordata; Chondrichthyes; Orectolobiformes; Rhincodontidae
Product: fragile X mental retardation syndrome-related protein 2-like
Exons: 3
Biological process (GO): regulation of mRNA stability; regulation of dendritic spine development; regulation of translation at postsynapse, modulating synaptic transmission
Cellular component (GO): presynapse; dendritic spine; nucleus
Molecular function (GO): translation regulator activity; mRNA 3'-UTR binding; protein homodimerization activity
Source: RefSeq, a predicted model, not a curated record
GGAUUUGUCAAGGAUGUUCAUGAGGAUUCUGUCACCAUUGCCUUUGAGAACAAUUGGCAACCUGAGCAACAACUUCCAUUCAGUGAUGUGCGCUUACCGCCUCCUGCAGAUUUCAACAAAGAGAUCAGCGAAGGGGAUGAAGUUGAGGUAUACUCCAGAGCUAACGAACACGAACCCUGUGGGUGGUGGAUGGCAAGUGUGCGGAUGAUGAAAGGAGAUGUGAGUAUUCACUGUAGCUGUUUCUGUGAUCCUUUUAGGAUCCAAACCAGAGGGAACAAGGAGAAGCUUUUCAGAACACACAUCCAAAAAGCUGUCCUAUGGAGAAAAGCAAAUAACUGA